Molecule: messenger RNA, 1719 nt
Organism: Owenia fusiformis
Lineage: Eukaryota; Metazoa; Annelida; Polychaeta; Sabellida; Oweniidae
Source: the annotation of a GenBank genome assembly
AAUUCAGAGACGUGACAUAAUAUUAAAGGGGAGAAAGAGAAAGAGGUAACUUCGUCCACUCAUUUGAUGAACAAAAUAACCAAAGUAUGGCGUGUUCUUUAUCAAAAUGUUCCCUUCUGGUGAAAAUUGGCUUGAUGUUUAUGGUUAAUAGGAUACAUGUAUGUGCUGUAAAAACAAUCGUUUUAAAGCCUGUUGUUAGUGAUGGAACGGAUGUAGCGUUUAUAAUGGUCCCUGGGGCAUACGUCUCUGGAGAGCAGUACGCGGACCUAGGUGUGGCUCUACAAAAUGCAUCACCUCAUAAACUGUGGAUAGGACUAACAACGGACUACACUGGCAAUCUUGUAAAUCCAAUCGAACUUGGUGUUGCAGUAGUUGACGCUAAACAGAAGUUGAUAGAAGCUGGAAUGCCUGGGUCUGCAAAGGUGUUCCUCGCAGGACACAGUCUAGGAGGUGUAUUUUUGAAAAGGUUCGUUCACACUCACGUGGCUAGUACAGCUGGAAUGGUCCUCUAUGGCGCCUACUUUUCAAAGGGAGAAUUGGCCUCGUUUCCUGUUCCGACCUUGACCUUAUCUGGUGACCUUGAUGGGUUAACAAGAAUAACACGCAUUGCUUCCCAAUUUAAAGAAUUGAUGAGUUAUGUUGCUCAUAAUAAUACAGAUGGCAUUUGGCGUUUUCCAACUGUCAUACUCAGCGGUAUCAACCAUAGUCAGUAUUUUACAGGGAAUAUACCAAGCAAGGUGAUAAAAUACGACAUCACGCCAGAGUUAGAUGGACCAACUGCUCGAGAGAUGAUUGCAGAAGCAACUAUUGCUUUCAUGAUCAAAACAUUGGGUCUACCUAAAUUGAGAUUGCAACAUGCAACUUCUCACCUAGCAAAGUAUUACACAGAAAAUGAGGGACGAAUGGAACCCAUUUUUGAUUUAUUCGAUUUGGAAAAGACAGACGGGUCGUCGGGAUUCUCAAAGAUUGCACAAAGAGUUAUAUCAGGACUUCCAAAAGAGAACUGGAACAAACUACAGGUGUUCAACGAAGUCCAUAGCGGUGUUCAGUUUAUAUCAGAUAAACCCACCCUCAAAAUAGUAGGCAAUCAAGCUGUCAUAGCAACUUAUUCAGAUGUUGUGUAUCCAGAAAACAACAUGGACUCUUCAACUGUGAACGAAAGUGCAACAAACGUAACGAUUAAAAUGAAAACAUCUGAAGCCAUACAAGAACAGCUCAAUGGUAACUUAAGGUUCAAUACAAGUGUUAGCUGUCAAGACAUUAACAAGAUGGCGUACGAUCUUGCUCGUAGUUUGUCGUCUGCCCUGGCCUUACAAAGGUUCUCUGCGAUGAACUAUACAAUCAACUUUGCGGAGGAUAAAGUGGUUGAGAACGGACCUGAAUUCCUGAAUGAAGAGCUUGAAUUUUCCCAAAAUGAUAAAUCUAUUGUGAUUCGAUCCACUGCUCUAAAGACGAGCUUAGAUGCACCAUUCAAAUGCAUCGCGGGAGUCUAUUACUGUCAGGUUAUCUCUCCAGCUAGACUUUUAGAAUUCAUUUACGUUGAUAGCUUGAGGGGACAUACUUAGAAAGUGCAACAAUGCACGAUUUCGAUAAAUAUGGAUAUGAGUUUGCAAAGAACUACUUCAUACGGCACACUCGAUCUAACCAAGUAACAAGCUCUUCAUAACAUGCCUAUUGCCUAUCAGAGAGGCGUAUUCAAUAAUGACACAACGAUAUGGU